AUGGGUCUCCUCGAUAUUGUUCCUGCUGGUGUUGUUACUGGAAAGAACCUCUUGAAGGUUUUCGAGUAUGCUCGUGAGCAUAACUUUGCUAUCCCUGCCAUCAACUGUACUUCCACUAGUACCGUCAAUGCUGCUCUUGAAGCUGCCCGUGAUAACAAGUCUCCUAUCAUCAUCCAAUUCUCUCAAGGUGGUGCCGCCUACUUUGCUGGUAAGGGUUUAGAUAACAAGAACCAAGAAGCUUCCAUCAUUGGUGCUGUUGCUGGUGCCCAGUACGUUCGUGCUGUUGCCAAGGCCUACGGUAUUCCCGUCAUCGUUCACUCUGACCACUGUGCCAAGAAGCUCUUGCCUUGGUUCGAUGGUAUGCUUGCUGCUGAUGAGCAAUACUACAAGGCUCACGGUGAACCCCUCUUCUCUUCUCACAUGUUGGAUCUUUCUGAGGAAACCAAGGAAGAGAACAUUGAGACCUGUCUCAAGUAUCUCAAGCGCAUGGCUGCUAUUGAGUGCUGGCUCGAGAUGGAAAUUGGUAUCACUGGUGGCGAGGAAGACGGUGUUGACAACUCUGGUGUUGAUAACUCUGCUCUUUACACUCAACCUGAAGACAUCUGGGAUAUCCAAAAGGCCUUCAGUGAGGUUACCAACUUGUUCUCUAUUGCUGCUGGUUUCGGUAACGUUCACGGUGUCUAUGCCCCUGGUAACGUCAGAUUGCACCCUGAACUCUUGGGUAAGCACCAAGCUUAUGUCGUUGAACAGCUCAAGUGUGAGAACCCCAAGCCUGUCUUCUUUGUCUUCCACGGCGGUUCCGGUUCUUCUGAAGCCGAGAUCUCUGAAGCUGUCCGCAACGGUGUCGUCAAGAUGAAUGUUGACACUGAUACUCAAUGGGCUUACUGGGAAGGUCUCAGAAACUACUACGAAUCCAAGAAGGGAUACCUCCAAACUCAAGUUGGUAACCCUGAAGGUGAGGGUAAGCCCAACAAGAAGUACUACGAUCCCCGUGUCUUCAUCCGUGAGUGUGAAAAGACCAUGUCCAAGAGAGUUAAGCAAGCCUGUAAUGACUUGGGUAACACUGAUACAUUGUAA
Mucor velutinosus is the source of this 1077-nucleotide messenger RNA. RefSeq lists its product as uncharacterized. The transcript has 4 exons. Lineage: Eukaryota; Fungi; Mucoromycota; Mucoromycetes; Mucorales; Mucoraceae. Gene Ontology annotation, cellular component: cytosol. The record is from RefSeq and is a predicted model, not a curated record. Bases 1 to 1077 code for a protein of 358 amino acids. Gene Ontology annotation, biological process: gluconeogenesis; glycolytic process. Gene Ontology annotation, molecular function: fructose-bisphosphate aldolase activity; zinc ion binding.